Molecule: messenger RNA, 2886 nt
Organism: Laetiporus sulphureus 93-53
Lineage: Eukaryota; Fungi; Basidiomycota; Agaricomycetes; Polyporales; Laetiporaceae
Exons: 6
Coding region: 1-2886 (961 amino acids)
Source: RefSeq, a predicted model, not a curated record
AUGUCCCCUAAACAGCCCAGGAGGAACAGCACUAUGCCCUCAGCCCGAGGCAAUAAUGGCUAUUUCGACUCGAUUACUCAUUUACUGAGGAGAAACUAUGGAGGAAGUCCUCUCGGAUACGAUGAUCGGGAUAGGGACUCGAUGCUCUCGGUACCCUCUGUCUCGGACUCCAAUCGCUUUGAGGAAUUACAGCGCAAGCUGGAUGAGACGACCUCUGCGUUAUACAGCAAGGCGCUUGCUGUAGACGAGCUUCAGGGUCGCUUCAACGGUCUGAAGUCAUCUUUGAAUGAGUCUCAAACGGAGUUGGAGAUCUAUCAAUCUGCUGUGCAGUUGCUGAAGGAGGAAAAAGCGAGGCUGGAAGCUGAAAUUGCCGGCGUCAAGAGCAAUUUGAGUGAUUUGCAGACGGAACAUGCCCAGUCGUUAUCACAACUUGGAGCCGCUCGCGAGCAGCUCGGCGAAGCAACUAGGGCUGCCGAUACGCUCCAGAAACAAAUCGGCUUCCUAACCUCCUCGUUGGACAAUGCCUCCGCGGAAACCAAAGCCAAACACUUCGCAAUACAGUCUCUGGAAGAAGUCAAAGCGCAGUUGGAGGCAGAAUGUGCUGGAGGGAGAGAGAGUCUAGCCAGCCUACAGGCAGUUCACGCGGAUUGCCUGUCUCAACUUGAAGCUCUUCAACUUCAGUCUGCUCGAAAGGAAGACGUUCUGGUGGCCGAACAUGCUGCUCGAGUUGGUAGUGAACAAUCGCUCAAAGCAUUGCAAGCGACAUAUGGCAAACUUGAGGCCUCCCAUUCCCGGACGCAGCAAGCUUUGGAGGCUAAGAGUUCCGAGCUCGAUGCCAUGUUGAGGCAUGCUGACUCCCUCACUGAGGAAGUCGGGUCUAUUCGAGCUAAGCGCGAGGAAGACGCACAGCGGAUAUGCUCCCUCGAAGCAGAGCUCACAGGUUUAGAAGAGGAUAGAAACGCACUUCGGAUCGAACAUGAUUAUUCACUGGAACGUAUCAGAUUUUUGGAUCAGGAGAUCAUGGAUGCUAGAGCGGAGUUGGAGCAAGCUGUGAGGCAGACCCGGGCGAAGGAGGCUGAACUCAGGCAAGCUGGCGCGCAUUCCCAGUCACUCUCCAGGGAGCUCGAUAUCGCUCGGAAAAAGUCGUCUCAGCAGGGUUCGCGCAUCCAAGAGCUUGAAUCGAGCUUCGCCGAGUUGACUGAACAGAAAGCUCAGGAGCUUCAAGCCAAAGAUGUUGAGCUACGCGAUGCGAAUGUGCGCUAUCGAGCACUUUCAGAAGAUUUGGAUGGUGUUCGUGAAGAGACAGCUCGACAGGCUGCUCAUAUUGAGCAGCUCAAGGCUGACUUGGUUGGCAUGACCGAGCUGUAUUCUCAAGCUCAGGACGAUGCUCGGGCCGCUGAAGAAGAACAUCUGCGGAAGCUCAAGGGAGUAGAGAGCGACCAUCAGGCAGAACACAGCAAGUUGUCUGAGGAAGUGAAGAAGCUACAGGCACAACUUCAGGCGCAGGAGAAGCACCAUAUGGACGAGCUAGAGGUCAGCAACGCUGCCCAUUGCGAUGAUAUCGCCACAUUGCUUGCAGAGAAAGCCGAGCAAGAGCGUAUCAACGAAAGUUCCAUCCGCGAAAUCAAGGAACUACAGGCUGUCCGCGAUAUCGCCAGAGCCGAGACACGUGCCCUUGAGGCAGAGCUCGCGGAGAUCAAGGCCGUGCUGAGAGCCACGGAGGAUGAGCUUUCCCAACACAACUCUUCCCUUUCGUCGGCUACGCACGAAAGACACGCACUCAAGAAACAACUCGAUGAGGCGCGCAAGCGCAUGGGCGGAAAGGACGCGAUCAUCGAGGGCCUUUCCACCGAACUCUCUCAUGCCCGCGACGCCCACGCUGCUCUGAGGGAGACAUUCCUAGCGACAGAUGGCCGCGCAAAGGAACUGGAGGAACUCGCGAGGAGUCGAGAUGAGGAGGUCGUGCACCUUCGCGCCAUUCAUCAUGAUGAGCUCGCUGCGUCUGACGCCAUGGUGUCGGAGCUGCGCAGCCAGUGUGACGCGAUCCGAUCUCAACUUGAUGAGCUUGAGGGAAUCAAUGCGUCCCUGAAGAGUCGACUGGAAGGUUCGGAGGGGCAGGUCGCGAACAGCAGCCGGAAACUAGAACAGGCGGAGAAGGCUAUCUCCGACACUAUGGAAGCAUUGGCUACAGCCUCGCAAGAGGCGGAGUCGCUAAGAGCACAGCUUACCGAACUGCGUCAACAGUUCGCCGCUGAUGAGAAGGCGAAGAGCCAGGAGAUCUCCCGGCUCUCGAAGGAGCUAUCCGAUGUCAAGGCCUCACGGGCGGCUCUCGGCAAGACGCUGAACGUGACGAAGGAGCGGUUGUCCAAGCAGCAGGUGCUGGCCGCUGAGGAUAGCGCCAAACGACGUGAAGAGGAAUUCGGACGGCUGCGCGCCGCUCAUCAGUCAGCUAUCAACGAGCUUCAUGCGAAGCAUAGGGGCGAGAUCCAGCAACAGGUAAAGACAUCCCUCCAGGAGAUCGAGCGACGCGAUGCUGAGCUGUCAGCCCUGCGAGGUGAACUCUCUGCAGCAAGGAGCGCUGCGCGGGCCGCCGACGAGCAGGUGCAAGCCGUGAAGGCGCAGUUUGACCUGCUCUCGCAGAGCGCAACGGAGCUCGAGACGACCAACAACGGGAUGAUCACGGAUAUGCAGGAUACGUAUCGGAAGCAAGUCAUGGCGCUACAGGCGGAGAAGGCUGAGCUGCAGCGUCUCCACGGCUUGCAGAUGCAGGAACUGAGGAUGCAGCAUGAGCGGGUGCAUUCCGCGAUGAGGAGUCGUCUCAGUGCCACUGGUGUCUUCGGCGGGUUCCUGGCCCUCAUUGUGGCUUUCAUGGCUUGGUAUCUUUGA